AUGCUACAUUUUAUUUUGAUUAGUGAGCAAACUCCUCCGGGCAUUCUGGCGCUUGUGCUAACACGGUGGUUCCUUUUGUACAUCAAAGCCUCAUAUCUGCGCCAGCUUUAUCGGAACGCGGAGAUCAUGCUCACGCAGCUUUCCGAGUUUGAAGUCCAAGCUGCGGGCUGUCACUGCUGCAAUGACGCAGAGGCUUGUAAUGCUAAGGUCUGUGAUCGUGAGAUCAUCACUCGGUGCCUUCGAACGUGGUAUGGGUCGGUCGAAGCCUUUGAGGUGACUGUAAGGACGCGUAUCCGGAGCGUGCUCCCUCGCCAGUUGGGUGGAUUGUUGUUUCCUUAUGGCUGGCAAGUCAUCAGUGCCUUGCCUCUGUUCUGGGGUUUUGCAGAUCUCAUAGCGGCCCGCGCGCGUGACGGAAACUGGAAGGUGGCUGCAAUCAUGUUGGUCGGAGCCGUUACUUGGUGCUUCUUUCUGUUUCCGUUCUUCUUUCAGGCGACGUUGCUGUUGGCAAAUCAUUGUCGCCAGCAGCAGAGCCGCAUCUGGCAGGACAGGCUCAAAAGCCUUGCGGUGGCAUUUGUGCCGACAAUGCUGUCCUUUCUUGGCCAGUGGACAGCGAGUCUCAUGGCUGAUGUUGUUGCUGUGGUCGUUUGGAUGGGUGGCUCAGUGAUUCUGGCCGGGUCUUCAUGGUUAGCUCUUCGGUAUCAG
This is a messenger RNA of Symbiodinium sp. CCMP2456, 702 nucleotides long. Lineage: Eukaryota; Dinophyceae; Suessiales; Symbiodiniaceae. The record is from the annotation of a GenBank genome assembly.